UGGGCGAUGUUUAACAAAUCCUAAAAAACCAUUUACCAAACAUGGCCUUAGUCUUCCCCUCUCACCUUGAGUGUUCAUUCCCUUAGCCCCAUUUCCCAAUUCCUGGACCAUCAUCCAUCACCAUUCACCUUCACUUUCAGGCAAUCAACUCGGGUCAAAUACACCACAACACCCCAUUUCUACAUUUUCUCUCUCCUCUGUUCAUCCAAAAUCGAUGAUAGAUCCAACCCCACUUCUCUAAAUCACAUUCAAACCCCAAAUCACCUCAAUUCAACAACAAUGGAGGAAUACCCAGAAGAGCUACGAACACCCCCAGUACCAUUGAUAACCUUGGUGGGUUGCUCGGAGCUUCACCCCACAAUUUCCGCCCACCUCAACGCCGAGAAACCGCCGAUCAAUACCCUAGCAUUGCCGGAUUUCGACAAGAUCUCCGUCUUCGCAAAACCCAUCGAUUCCGCCGAUUCUUCUUCGUCGCCGCCUGCCGGCAUUCUUAAGCGAGAUUGGUUGCUUAAGCAUCGUACUAAGAUCCCUUCUGUUGCUGUCGCUUUAUUCUCUUCUGAUCAUGUCUCUGGUGACCCUUCUCAGUGGCUUCAGCUCUCUACUCUUCUUGAUCAUCUCAAAACAGUUAUUCGUACAAGGAAUACCAAACUGGUUGUGGUGGUGGUGCAAACAUCUCCUGAAGAUGAUAUGAAUGAAGAUCGUAUGGCUGCCUUGCGCAAACGCGUGGAAUUGGAUUCCAAGUACGUUGUCAACUUUUCUAUGAGAGAUUCAUCUGAAGUGAAGCAGUCCCUUAACAGGCUAGGAAGCGUGUUGGCCGACUUAAUACACAUAUAUUACCGGGAGGAAGGAAGACGUGUAAAAACACGGGUUGAAAAGAGAAAUUUCAACUCUGCAGAAGUGCAUAUCCGCUGUUGCGUCAAGGUUGCUGUAUAUGCAGAGUUUCGUAGAGAUUGGGUCGAAGCACUAAAGUUUUAUGAGGACGCAUAUCAUGCAUUGAGAGAGAUGGUUGGGACAUCUACCAGGCUGCCUGCAAUACAACGCUUAAUAGAGAUAAAAACACUUGCAGAACAACUGCAUUUCAAGAUAUCAACUUUGUUACUGCAUGGUGGUAAAAUUGUAGAAGCAAUUUUAUGGUUCCGUCAGCACUGUACCUCUUACAAGAAGCUUGUUGGAACAGCAGAAGCUACUUUUCUUCACUGGGAAUGGCUAAGUAGACAGUUUUUGGUCUUUGCCGAGCUACUAGAAACUAGUUCCAAAAACCUUCCAGCCCUUCCUGCCCAAGUUUCGGGCGUCAAAGACAAGGCUCUGACUGAGUGGGAACUUCAACCAGCUUAUUACUAUCAGCUGGCAUCUCGUUACUUGAUAGAGAAGAGAUCUUGCUUGGAACUUGCUCUUUCAAUGUGGGAGAUUUUUGGCGAAAGUAAUAAUCCUGCUGAAUCAGUUAUACCUUCUGCUUAUGUUGGGCAGUUUGCACGAUUACUAGAGCAAGGUCAUGAGGAAGUGGCUUUGCAACCUCUGACAGAUGAGGAGUUCAUUCGCUAUUCUAUCGCAGAAGGAAAGAGAUUCCAGGAUUCUUUUGAAAUCAUUGCUCUUUUGAAAAAGUCCUAUGAAGUUUACGCUGGCUUAAAAUUUCCAAGGAUGGCAUCAUAUUGUAGUUUUCACAUUGCUAAAGAAUAUUUUUCUCUCGGUGAGAUAAAAAAUGCAAAACAAUAUUUUGAUUCUGCUGUAAAAUUAUAUAGGCAUGAAAGUUGGACAACGCUGCUUUGGGAAAUUUUGGGUUAUUUACGUGAGUGUGCUAGUCAAGAUGGUUCUUUAAAAGAGUUUCUAGAGUAUUCACUUGAGAUGGCUGCAUUGCCGAUUACAUCUGGAGGUUCUACCUAUAAAGAUUGUGGCCCAGCUGGUCCUCCAAGUUUCCAACAGAGGGAAAUCAUUCACAAGGAGAUUUUGGGCCUUGUUACUGGAGAAUCAGAAUUUGCAUUGAAAGGUGCUGAUCAGAAUCUUAGGGUAACUAAAGAUUCUCCUCUUCACAUUGAAAUUGAUCUUGUCAGCCCCUUAAGAGUUGUUCUACUUGCUUCGGUUGCAUUUCAUGAACAAUUAGUCAAGCCAGGCAUGCCUACACAAUUUACGCUGUCUCUCCUAUCGCAACUGCCUCUCCCUUUUGAGAUUGAUUCAAUAGAUGUCCAAUUCAAUCAGUCAGAAUGUAAUUUUGUCAUCCAGAACUCUCAAAAAACUUCAUCACCCACUAAUUUUACCAAUCAAGCAGGUUAUCGAGUAGAGACUGCUCCAGCUUUGGCACUCUCUACAAAUAAAUGGCUAAGGUUGACUUAUGAUGUUAAAUCUGAUCGAAGUGGAAAGCUUGAUUGCAUAUCAAUAAUUGUAAGAAUUGGAUCCCACUUCACAAUCUGUUGUAGGGCUGAAAGUCCUGCCUCCAUGGAUGAUCUACCACUUUGGAAGUUCGAGGAGCGUUUAGAGAGUUUCCCAACCAAGGAUCCUGCUCAGGCAUUUUCUGGUCAAAAGGCGAUUCAAGUUGAAGAACCUGAUGCUCAAGUUGAUCUGAGUGUGGAUGCUGAUGGUCCUGCAUUGAUAGGUGAAAACUUCAUAGUUCCAGUUACUAUAUCCUCAAAGGGCCAUUCUGUUUACUCUGGUGAAUUGAAAAUAAACCUAGUAGACACCAGAGGGGGUGGACUGGUGAGUCCAAGAGAAUUUGAGCCACAUUCAACUGAAAGUCAUCAUGUUGAGCUCCUUGGAGUUUCUGGACCAGGUGAUGAAAAUUCUCUUACAACCUCUGACAACAUCAGAAAUAUUCAGCACUCAUUUGGAUUGAUAUCCGUUCCAUUUCUAAACGGCGGAGAAUCUUGGUCCUGUAAAUUAGAAAUAAAAUGGCACAGACCAAAGCCGAUUAUGUUGUAUGUUUCCUUAAGCUAUUCUUCUCAGGGUCAUGAUGUUAAUAUGCAAAAAAUUCAUGUUCAUAAGAGCUUGCAGAUUGAAGGGCAGACUCCUGUUUUGAUUAGCCAUCAUAUGAUGCUGCCAUUUCGGCGUGAUGCACUACUGCUUUCUAGAGUUAAGCCCCCUGCUGAUGCUGAGAAGAUGCCAUGUUUGCCACUGAAUGAAACAAGUAUACUUGUUCUCAGUGCUAAAAAUUGCACUGAGGUGCCAUUAAGGGUAUUGUCAAUGACUAUUGAAAAAGAUUAUAAUUCCUUGGAAAACUUUUGUACUGUACAUCCAGCCAGUAACCAACACACAGAUGCUGCACCACUCAAUAUUGUUGUGCCAGGUGAGGAAUAUAAGAAAGUCUUUUCUGUCAUCCCUGUGGCUAAUACCCCGAGGACGAGAAUUGGUACAGUGUGCCUCAAAUGGAUGAGAGAUACAGGGUCACUAAGCCAAGGAGUUUCUGGGGUUUUGACCAAACACAAACUUCCUGAUGCGAAUAUAGAGCCAUCUCCACUGAUAGUGAGCUUGAAAUGUCCACCUCAUGGUGUCCUUGGAGAUCCCUUCACCUACUUCAUCAUAGUUCAGAACCAGACAGAGUUACUUCAGGAGAUAAAGUAUUCAUUACUGGAUUCACAAAGCUUUGUUUCAUCUGGGUCUCACAAUGAUACAAUCUUUGUCUUGCCUAAGUCGGAGCAUAUUUUAAGUUACAAGCUUGUUCCGCUGGCCUCUGGUGCGCAACAGCUGCCCAGAGUUACUGUGACUUCCUCAAGAUACUCAGCUACAUUCCAACCUUCAGUCGCCGCCUCUACUAUUUUUGUGUUCCCUGUAAAGCCUCAGUUUGAGAUGAAAACUAUGGAAUAUAGUGCUGAACCUAUGAUGCUUGCCGCUGAAUAGAUUUAGUGUCAUCAUAUAAGUUGUACUUUUUACUUGGGAUCCAUCAUUGCACAUUUAGUACACCAUUUUUUCUGUGAAGAGGCAUGGGGAUGAUACCUUUUGACAUGAUGGGUCUUUGAGGUCGAAUAAUCUGAAGAUGGCUGUUGGCCUGUUGUAAGAAUCAUUUCAGUCUACAAAUCAACACUCUGAAGAUAGAUUCUAAUGUGCCACUCUGGCCUUGUUCUUCGUGUCACUUCGUUAUGGUGUUGCUAUUCUUGCUAAUGAGUGUUUGAAAGUUGGUAUUUCCGUGGGUGACUUGUGAAAAUAGUACUAGAAGAAAUCAUCAUUCCAGAAAGGUGCAGAACGGACCUUCAUUCUUUGAAACUGACAGUAUAUGCUGAACUUUUUGGAAGACUUGGUAAGACUUCAUGCUGUUAUGAUGCUGGAUUCAUGAAUUGAAUUGCCAAGAGGUUGUUUUUUAAGUAUCUGCACUAAUACAUUACAGCAUUACGCACAGUUUAGCAUGCCUCAAUUACCUUAGAUACUGUGAAGUAGCCAAAAGUGAUGCCAAUUGGCACUGGUACUGGCACUGGCACUGGCACAUUGAGAAUCAUUGCUUGCACAUCUCAGAACUGAAAAGUGCUUCUUGAACUUGGAUUGUACUUGGUUACUUUUCAGCAGUGAAUUUUUGUAUCAUCUGCUUAUACACAUUAUCACCAAGGAAAUGACCGAGAACUGGGGCAUUUAGUCGCUUGCUCUUGUGUCUGAGUUCGAUUUACUGGUGGUGUCUUGUUAUAAUUUAAUGUUCUUUACUGAUAAUUACACUUCUUUGUAUAGAAUGAUUUUUGAAUUGUAGGAUAUUAGGGGUCCCCCGUGCUACGGGAUAAUCAAAAUUUUCAUUUCUCGUAGGCAAAUGGCAAACAUACCAUCUUUGUUAUCAUAUUUUCAAUUUAUUCGAUUUAUUAAACCUAAUUUUAACUUAA
Chenopodium quinoa (quinoa) is the source of this 4787-nucleotide messenger RNA. Its product is annotated as trafficking protein particle complex subunit 11-like. The record is from RefSeq and is a predicted model, not a curated record. The transcript has 9 exons. The coding region runs from base 280 to 3825 and encodes 1181 amino acids. Lineage: Eukaryota; Viridiplantae; Streptophyta; Magnoliopsida; Caryophyllales; Amaranthaceae.